CCUUGUUCAUCAUCCCAGCCCAGAACGGAAGAAAUGAAGUCUUUUCGUGCCCGGUGAAGAAGUUUUGGUUCGAAGAAUUGUUCUUGCAUUCCAGCACGAUGUCUGUGAAAAGUGCAAAGUCUGGAGCUGAAAGUCGACCGUGCUCUGCAGCCAGCAUGCCUCCUCGAGGGGGGAGGGGUCCACCAGCUGGAAGACCCCCGACCGCCGGCAGAUUUAAAAACAAGGCUCUUCAGCUCAGCCUCUCCAAGAAAUUCUGCUCCAAGUCUCCCGCCACUCCCAAAAAGGCCGGCGGUGGCGGUGAGGAGACCUGCCGGCGCAGUAAAAGGAGCCUCAGCAACAGCUCCGUUGUGGCUGCCGCCUACGUGGCCUACCUCAAUAAACUCUUUGGACAGGAGAGAGAGCUGAUGCCGCUGGAGUUAGACGAGCUGCGAGAGGCCUUCAAGGAGUUUGAUUACGACGCGGAUGGCUUCAUCCAUUACAAAGACAUUGCCGACUGCAUGAGGACCAUGGGCUACAUGCCUACAGAGAUGGAACUCAUCGAAAUCAUCCAGCAAAUCAAGAUGAGAUGGGGAGGCCAUGUCGACUUCGACGACUUCUGUGAGUUGAUGGGCCCCAGGAUGCUCGCCGAGACCGCACACAUGGUCGGCCUCAAGGAGCUCCGGUGUGCCUUCAAACAG
Molecule: messenger RNA, 677 nt
Organism: Nerophis ophidion (straightnose pipefish)
Lineage: Eukaryota; Metazoa; Chordata; Actinopteri; Syngnathiformes; Syngnathidae
Product: calcium-binding protein 1-like
Exons: 7
Molecular function (GO): calcium ion binding
Source: RefSeq, a predicted model, not a curated record